AUGCCGGAUUACAAACUUCAUUAUUUUGAUACUCGAGCUAGGGCCGAGGUCGCAAGGAUCCUAUUUGCCGCAGCCGGACAACCUUUUGAAGAUGUGCGAUAUACACCUGAACAGUGGGUUGUGUUCAAACCAAAGACUCCAUUUGGACAGCUACCAUGUUUAGAAGUUGAUGGAAAACUUUAUGGUCAGUCUAAUGCUAUCAAUUCUUAUUUAGCUCGAAAGUUUGGAUUCCAUGGUAAAACCAAUAUAGAAGCUUUACAGAUAGAUGUAGUUAUUGGUGUUCAAAAUGAUUUAACGAGCGUCAUGAUCAAAUAUUUUACAGAAACUGAUGAACAAAAGAGGAAAGAAUUGAAAGAAAAAUUAUUGAAGGAAGAUGCCCCAAAAUUCUUGGGAAAUUUUGAAAAGUUACUUCAAGAUAAUGGAUAUUACGUGGGUAAUUCGGUUACAGUAGCGGAGAUAGCUGUAAAUGAUCUGAUAGAUUAUCUUUUACUUGAAAAUCCUGACGUUUUAAAAUCUUACACCAAGUUAACUCAGAUGCGUAAAAAUCUCGAGGCUCAUUCCAAGAUUGGACCAUAUUACAAAAUUCGGAAAUAG
Molecule: messenger RNA, 594 nt
Organism: Lottia gigantea (owl limpet)
Lineage: Eukaryota; Metazoa; Mollusca; Gastropoda; Lottiidae
Exons: 5
Coding region: 1-594 (197 amino acids)
Biological process (GO): glutathione metabolic process
Molecular function (GO): glutathione transferase activity
Source: RefSeq, a predicted model, not a curated record